ACCGCAUAUUCCAUCUUCUAUUAAACCCUCUUCCCUCUCCUUCCAAAACCAUGUGUAAACUUUUUAUUUUCUUUGCUCCAUCCAUAUUAUAAUAUUAAUAAAACAACAAGUUUUUUGCUUACUACUUCGAUGGCUAAGUUUGGAUUAUCUCCAUUCUUGGUGGUUUUGAUGUUGCUGAGUGGUGGUGCAGUGAAAGGCCAAAAUGGGAGUGGGAGAGAAAUGGUGCCUGCCAUGUUCAUAUUUGGUGACUCUCUCAUUGACAAUGGCAACAACAACAACAUUCCUUCCUUUGCUAAGGCCAACUAUUACCCUUAUGGCAUCGACUUCAAUGGUGGCCCUACUGGUCGCUUCUCAAAUGGCUACAAAUUGAUAACACAUGAUAGCACUAUAUGUAGAUUGUAUCAUAAUUGGAUCUGUUUUGAGCAGGUUGGGCGCAUACCAUUUGAUCAGCAAAUUAGGAACUUUGAGAACACAUUAAAUCAACUUGCUGGGAAUCUUGGAGCAGCGAAUAUGGCCACAGCGCUUGCACGGUGCAUAUUCUUUGUUGGAAUGGGAAGCAAUGACUACCUAAACAACUACCUUAUGCCUAAUUAUCCCACUAGAAAUCAGUACAAUGGACCACAAUAUGCUGAUCUCUUGGUUCAAACAUAUAACCAGCAGCUCACAAGGCUUUACAAUCUUGGAGCAAGGAAAUUUGUGAUUGCUGGACUGGGGCUAAUGGGAUGUAUUCCAAGCAUAUUGGCUCAAAGCACGAGUGGAAGCUGUUCUGAAGAAGUGAACUUGUUAGUGCAACCCUUUAAUGAAAAUGUGAAGAACAUGUUGAACAAUUUCAAUAGUAAUCUACCUGGUGCCAGAUUCAUAUUCGCUGAUACUGUCCACAUGUUCCAGGACAUCCUUCUCAAUGCUAGAUCUUAUGGAUUUACUGUUAUAAAUAGAGGGUGCUGUGGCAUUGGAAGAAACAGAGGCCAAAUUACAUGUCUCCCAUUCCAAACACCAUGCCCUAACAGAAAUCAGUAUGUGUUCUGGGAUGCAUUCCACCCAACAGAAGCAGUGAACAUUCUCAUGGGAAGAAUGGCGUUUAAUGGGAACCACAAUUUUGUUUAUCCUAUAAACAUAAAGCAACUAGCUGAGCUAUGAAUUGAGCCAGCUAAGUGGGAAUAUUGUUCUAUCAGUGUCACUUAUAUAGCUAGAAUGAACUAAAAGUAUGUGGAGCAACAAU
Molecule: messenger RNA, 1219 nt
Organism: Cajanus cajan (pigeon pea)
Lineage: Eukaryota; Viridiplantae; Streptophyta; Magnoliopsida; Fabales; Fabaceae
Source: RefSeq, a predicted model, not a curated record